AUGGGACGCGACGCGGCCUCCGGCGGCGGCGUGCAGCAGAAGCUGCGCAAGGGCCUCUGGUCGCCCGAGGAAGACGAGAAGCUCUACAACCACAUCAUCCGCUACGGCGUCGGGUGCUGGAGCUCCAGGUGCGGCAAGAGCUGCCGACUUCGGUGGAUCAACUACCUGCGCCCCGACCUGAAGCGCGGCAGCUUCUCGCAGCAGGAGGAGGACGCCAUCGUCGGCCUCCACGAGAUCCUGGGGAACAGGUGGUCGCAGAUCGCGUCUCACUUGCCGGGCCGGACGGACAACGAGAUCAAGAACUUCUGGAACAGCUGCCUCAAGAAGAAGCUGCGCCAGCGCGGCAUCGACCCCAGCACCCACAAGCCCAUUUCCGCCAACGCGGCGGCAUUGGAGCAGCCGGCGUCGCAAGAGCGCAAGCCGUUGGCCACAACCGACGUAGAUGGCGGCUUCGACAUCAAGCACCAGCACCAGCAGGUGUUCGACCCGUUCCCGCUGACCGACAGCUUCGGCGGCGGCUUCGACGCGGCUGGCGCCGCAUUGUAUGGCCACAUGGGCGGCGGCGGCAAGCAGGACGCGGCCGCGUUCGUGGACUACAGCAGCGUGCUGGACGUUUCGGAGAACCUGGGCUACGGCGAGAGCUCCAGCAACAGCAGCAACUGGAACUGCGCGCCGGAGACGAACAAUGCGCUCGACGGCGGCGACGCGACGCUGCACUGGGCCUCCGAGAGCAAGGCCACUCCCCCCUUCGCCGGCUACGGCGGCGGCGAGGAGCAAUCGCUCGAGGAGCACAAGUUCCUGCUGCCCUGCCACGGGCAGCAGGAGCAGAGCCUGCCGCAUUUCGACUUCGACAUCAGCCGGGGCGCCGUGGUCGGCGAGUUCAACCUCGAGUUCUUCUGA
Messenger RNA from Miscanthus lutarioriparius, 900 nucleotides. The record is from the annotation of a GenBank genome assembly. Lineage: Eukaryota; Viridiplantae; Streptophyta; Magnoliopsida; Poales; Poaceae.